AUGACGGAACCGCAAGCUGACACUGACAGCCGCCCAGCGUGGGCGCGCAUCGGGUUCCCAUCGGGAUGGAGUAGCGACCGAGUCCAGGCACUGAACCUUGGAGAAUUCAGUGAGCUCCCAGAGGAGAUAUUGAUGUUAGCAAAUUUCCCCUUUACUUCCGAUUACACGAAAGUCACAGAGUUCCACUUCGCGCUUUUGGAGGCCAACAAGCGGCCCCCGACGCCUCCGCCGUAUGUCCCGUCUGGGUGGACUGAUAACCGAGCGAGAGGCUUCGAUUUUGAUCUCGUCGAUACGCUGUCGGAACAGUGGCCCCUUUGGCGAAAUAGGGUCAUCGACAAUGAAAGUACCAGGCCCUACGUUAUGGUUGUCGACGUGACAGAGGACGCUGGAGAGCUUUGGGGUAUGGAAGAUGAGGAUGGUUUCUGGAUAGGGGACGAUGAAUGA
Molecule: messenger RNA, 444 nt
Organism: Anthostomella pinea
Lineage: Eukaryota; Fungi; Ascomycota; Sordariomycetes; Xylariales; Xylariaceae
Source: the annotation of a GenBank genome assembly